AUGACGGUGGCCUCCAUGGGUCUUUUCCAUCGUUUUAUAUCCAUGAGUGGCACCGCACUAACCGAUGGGACCUGGGUAAAAGACGGUCCUGACGUCGCUACCAAGGUUGGACAAAAUCUUGGGUGUAACACUGCAGCAUCGUUGGUGGUCUGUCUCCGUGCAGCCAAUGCUACCGCCCUGCUCAAAGCGUCCGACCAGUCAAUGUGCCCAGGACGGUAUUCAGCCCUUUUUGCCCCUGUUGUCGACGGCGACAUGUUUCCUCGUAGUUUGGAAGAAAUGCUGAAGGAUCCCAACUCAACUGCGCUGAGACAUUUUCUGUCCCUAGACUACAUGGGUGGAUUCACGGACUCUGAUGGCGGAGUUAACCUCCUUUUCCCACCAACCAACAUAACCCUUGGUGUACCGCCCUCUUUUAUGAAGGACACUUCUCUUCCUCAGUUUGCUUCCCGGACUUCCGCCUACCACAAAGAUGAAAUAGCACAGAAACUAAGAGAAGUGUAUUACAUUGCUAAUACCAGCAUGAAAUCAUCUUAUGGUGGCUCCACCUAUCUUUACUACUUCACCAAGGAACCGUCAUUCCCGCAUCUCCUGCUAGUACCUGAGUGGUUUAAGGGAGUAAACCACGGGGACGAGGUCGUCUUCAUGUUAGGGCCUGACGGUACUGCUCUAUUCAACGGCACCUUCACGGAAUUAGAAAAGAACGUUCCCAGAGCUUUUAUGAUCUACUUUGCAAACUUUGCAAAAACUGGAAACCCUUACAAUCCCGAUACUGUACCAAGUCCAUGGCCCCAGUAUACGUAUACGAGGGAGGAGUAUCUAGACAUUGGUGACGUCAUCGUCAAUAAAAGUGACGUCAUACCACGGCGCAUUGACCUGUGGUUAGACACCAUCCCUGAGAUACUCGCCAGGUCCACCUCCUCCGCACCGUCCACGACGCCAGUGGCUAGUGAAGGGGUUCAAGUCCAUUUCAGCGCCAUAUUUGCCAUACUUGUCAUGUUUAACGUCUUAAAAUUGUUUUGUUGAGGUUGCCACUUGUAGU
This is a messenger RNA of Lingula anatina, 1039 nucleotides long. Its product is annotated as liver carboxylesterase 1-like. The record is from RefSeq and is a predicted model, not a curated record. NCBI's taxonomy places the organism in Eukaryota, Metazoa, Brachiopoda, Lingulata, Lingulida, Lingulidae.